Molecule: messenger RNA, 348 nt
Organism: Lynx canadensis (Canada lynx)
Lineage: Eukaryota; Metazoa; Chordata; Mammalia; Carnivora; Felidae
Gene: TCL1A
Product: TCL1 family AKT coactivator A
Exons: 3
Coding region: 1-348 (115 amino acids)
Biological process (GO): positive regulation of peptidyl-serine phosphorylation
Molecular function (GO): protein serine/threonine kinase activator activity
Source: RefSeq, a predicted model, not a curated record
AUGGGCGAGCUCCCGUUCUUCAGGGCGCGCACGGCCUUGCACCCGGACCACCUGUGGAUCUGGGAAAGGUCCGUGUACGUGGACGAGAACCAGCGUACCUGGCUGCCCAUAAUCAUCGAGAUGGAGAGUAGCCUCCAAGUACUCAUGCGGCAGGAAGAUGUGCUCCUGGGGGAGGCUGUGUGCCCCGGCCUGCUGGCCCCCGGCCUGCUGCCCUCCAUGUGGCAGCUCUACCCUGGAAGACGAUACCGAGGCUCAGACUCCAGUUUCUGGCGCAUCGUGUACCACAUCGAGUUCAGUGGCACGGAGGAGAUGCUCCUUGAGCAGCUGCCGGACCCGGAGUAUGAGUGA